GAAGUUUAUUGUCGUUUUUUUCGAUCGAUUUCGCGAGGAUGGCUGGCUGCUGCGUCCCCGGUUGCAGAAACUCGACGACGAAAGGAUUCUCGGUGAGAAGUUUCCCAAGAGAUCGCGAACGAAGAAGACAAUGGAUCGUCAGUAUUGGCGUACCGAACUGGCAGCCCAACACGAACAGUCGUAUAUGCGAGGCGCACUUCGCCAAGAACAUGUGGGAAAAGGACCGCUGUGAUGGCAAACGCAAGUUGAAGUUUAACGCCAUACCCACGAUUUUCUCUCACAUGAAGACAGAACCCGCGAAGAAAUCGAACCCCGUCUCGUCGAAGAACAACAAUGGACUCUUUGAGUCAAAAAACGGACCAGUCAACAGCACCAUAAACAUGCUGAUCGCGAGUCUAACGGAGAAGGGAGAAGUCAAGAUAGAUCAUCAGUAUCAGUUGUACCCUAAUAAUGUCGAACAACUAAAUCAACAACUAGGGAACUAUCCGAACGCGUCCGCGCUCAUAUCUGCGAACGAAAAAGAGACGGACUGGAAGAAACGAUGCGAGGAGUUGACGCGUCGGCUGACGAGGAGCGAGAACGAAUGCGAGAGACUUCAGGGUGUCAUAAAGAGGCGGGAGGAUCUGUUUAACAAACUGAUAAAGAAGAGUUACAACUGCGGGAAACUUUUGAAGGAACGUUUGAGGAAACUGAGGAAAGAAAAAGAGCAGUUAUACGUCAGCCUAAAGGAUAUCUUCAAUGAAGAUCAACUUAGAGUUCUCACCAAUCCCACCGAGAGCUGUGACGAGUGGUGCGACGAUACGAUUAGGCGAGCUAUUCGACUAAGACUUGCUUGUAACAGCGUUGGCUAUCAAGAGAUUCUAAAACAACGUAUUCCUUUGCCCUCGGAGCAAGUAGUCCUGGAUAAAAUAGUUGAAAUAGGCAUUUAAAUUGUCAAAACUUUGGAACAUGUACAAGUUUUAUUACUUUGAUAUAUCAUGUGUAUUGUGACGAUUAAAUGCAGAAUAUUUAUUAUACAAUAUUAUUAAUAUUGUAUAAUAUUUUAUAUUAGCAAUACAUGAUUUUUAUUUGAAGAAAAGUAGCAUAAGUUUUUAUUUUGUAAAUAAAAUGGUUUUAGCAGUCUCGAAGGAAUUUGUUACCAUGAAAUGUGUUCUUAGAAAUGUAACGUUUUAGAACAGAGUUCCACAACUUAA
This is a messenger RNA of Monomorium pharaonis (pharaoh ant), 1193 nucleotides long. RefSeq names its product THAP domain-containing protein 1. The coding region runs from base 39 to 929 and encodes 296 amino acids. The record is from RefSeq and is a predicted model, not a curated record. Gene Ontology annotation, molecular function: sequence-specific DNA binding. The transcript is spliced from 2 exons. NCBI's taxonomy places the organism in Eukaryota, Metazoa, Arthropoda, Insecta, Hymenoptera, Formicidae.